Neltuma alba is the source of this 938-nucleotide messenger RNA. Its product is annotated as prosaposin. The coding region runs from base 101 to 736 and encodes 211 amino acids. NCBI's taxonomy places the organism in Eukaryota, Viridiplantae, Streptophyta, Magnoliopsida, Fabales, Fabaceae. The record is from RefSeq and is a predicted model, not a curated record. Gene Ontology annotation, cellular component: lysosome. The transcript is spliced from 6 exons. Gene Ontology annotation, biological process: sphingolipid metabolic process.
AAAUAGUCUCUUUGCCCGGCCUUUUUAUUUUCUUCACUUCUCUUUGAAUCCAGGUGGUUUUCUCUUCCGCUUCCGUAUCUCAUCUUUUAAUAGAGGCAUCAUGGAAAGGAGAAUGGGGAUCUUGUUUCUAGUUAUCUUGGGUGCUGCUUGGGCAUGUCAUGCCAGAGAAUUGGCUAAUACUGAUCUUUUGAGUGAACAAACCAGGAAACCAGAUGUGUGUACACUUUGUGAGGAAUAUAGUGCCAAGGCACUUGAAUACCUAAAAGAAAACAAAACCCAGGGAGAGAUCAUGGAUUACCUUCACAAUACUUGCCACCAGCUGCAGUCCUUUGAACAGCAGUGCACCUCUUUGGUCGACUACUAUGCUCCCCUAUUCUUCUUAGAGCUGGAAUCAAUUCAGCCUGAAGAAUUCUGCGAAAAGGUUAAUCUCUGUGAGAAAAUUGCAAUUAUUUCUUCAAAAGUGCAACAAGAUAGCUGUGGAUUCUGCAAAGAAGCGGUAUCAGAAUUAAUGGAUAAGUUGGAGGAUCCUGACACUCAGCUGGAGAUAAUUGAGGCAUUUCUGAAGGUGUGCAAUUCCAUGGAGAAGUAUUCCAGGAAGUGCAAGAAGCUGGUAUUUGAGUAUGGACCAGUGAUCCUAAUGAAUGCAGAGAAGUUUCUGGAGACAAAAGAUAUAUGCACUGUGAUUCAUGCAUGCAAGGCAGCCACAGAGGAAAUCCCCUUGCUUUCCGACUCUUAAUUGCUUGAAGAUGAUCACACCACCUUCUAGCUCUGUAUUAUUUACAAACAAUCACUUGGUUGCUAUUUGAUUUUGCUGUUUCACUACUACUGCACCUGCUUCAAAUAUUCAAAAGCCUGUAUUUAUAUGUGCUUUAGGAGUCUGAUAUCUGCUAUAUACUCUUGAUAAUCGCUAUUGUCCAUAAAUAUGUUUUUUUUUUAUA